Rhinocladiella mackenziei CBS 650.93 is the source of this 3114-nucleotide messenger RNA. RefSeq lists its product as uncharacterized. Bases 1 to 3114 code for a protein of 1037 amino acids. NCBI's taxonomy places the organism in Eukaryota, Fungi, Ascomycota, Eurotiomycetes, Chaetothyriales, Herpotrichiellaceae. The record is from RefSeq and is a predicted model, not a curated record. The transcript is spliced from 2 exons.
AUGACUGCGGAGUCAAACGAGAACUUCGACCUGAAUCCUCGAGCGAGUCUACGACAUUCCUCUUACAUUGACCCUUCCACCGGCGCCCGACUGAGCAAAACCUUUACUUUACACAGCUACGAUGCGGACAAUGGAUUCCAAGCGGAUGAUCAUGUGGACGACAGGACGCCUCUCCUCGCAGGAGGCCAGACCCCCGAGGAAGAUGCUUCAUGGGGAGACGAUGGCGGACUCAUAUCCAAGAGUAGGGAUUAUGCGAAGCGGAUUCGAGUCUUCGUGCUCUCUGAUACGGGCAAAGCAAUUUUCAAAUGCGCUUUGGCAUAUCUCCUGGGCAGCCUGGCCACCUUCGUUCCACCGUUGAGUCAAUUGUUUGGUCGGCAAGAUUCUAAGCACACCGUAGCCACCAUUACAGUUUACUUUCAUCCUGCCAGAUCGUUUGGAAGUAUGCUCGAUGCCUUGAUCCUUGCCACAUUGGCCUUCCUCUACACCGCUGUUGUUUCGCUCCUGAGUAUGGCUGUAUCCGUCUUCUUCGCAGACACUGUCCAUCUUAUUAAGUUGGGACAUGCAAUUGUUCUGAUUGUUUUCGUCGGGGGUGGCUUGGGUUUCGUGGGCUGGAUCAAGCUUAGAAGGAAUGAUCCGUUGGUGAACAUUGCGUGUUCGCUCACAUCCUUGGGCUUGAUUACAAUCCUUACCAAAGAGGGAGCUGUUCAGGCUGGGGACUAUUCAAUGGCGAAAAUCUCCCAGAUUCUCAAAAUGAUCAUCGCCGGGGUCAUAGCAACAAUGCUGGUGUCAUUUUUCAUCUUUCCGAUAUCUGCCAGGGCCAAACUGAAAAAGAAUCUCCUCGACGUUACCGAUUCACUGGCUGACAUGCUUGCCCUGAUUACGAGCAGUUUCUUGUCCGGUGAUGAAGAAGAACUGGAGAAUAGUGUUUUCUCAGGAAUCAGCGAGCGGCACAAAAAGUUCUCUUCCACGAUCACUCAGAAUUUGAAAGAAUCAAAAUACGAACAUUACCUGCUAGGUACCGAAAGGCAAGCUUUGAUUGAAGGCCGACUUGCGCAUUGUAUUCUGCGAAUUUCACAAAGCAUUGGCGGUCUACGAAGCGCUGCCGCCAUGCAAUUCGUCGUUACCAAGCAACCUCCUUUCUCUUCCUCUUUGCAUUCGCCGAUGUUGUAUGGUUCGAUGGCACCCUUCGGCACAAAUUCCAUGGUGAGCUCAAAAUCUAGGACCGAUGACAGGACUUUAUUCAACCACUCCAAUCCCCCGUCACCUUAUCAGCUACCAAUGCAAGGAAUGCCCGAACAAAUUCAGCAACAACCUUUUCGGACUCCCGCCCAAAUAUUUGAACUGUUUAUUCAGAACCUUGGCCCUUCGAUGAGAUCCUUGGCGUUCACAAUGAAAGAGAUUUUGGAUGAUUUUCCCUUUGACACAUCAAAGAAUUAUGCCAUCACCACGAACCCAAAAUUCAAGAUGAGUCUCGACCGUGCCUUGGAUUUGUACAAGGAAACGCGCCGAAAGUCCCUCGCCAUCGUCUACGGCCAGAAAGAUAUGGAUCGUUCCCGACCGGUGCCAGUACAAGCCGAUUGGGAAGAUGCUGCAGCAUGCUGUGGGCACUUCUCGUUCUCGCUGGUAGAGGUGGCCGAAUCCAUCAAGGAAUAUCUGGUCGUGUUAGACGAGCUUCAACUUGAGGUUGAUGAAGUGCCAUUUGGCCAGAGCUGGGAUUGGUUGAAAUUCUGGCGAUCAGCAGAUUAUCAAACGGACCUUGACAGCAGCGAUCCUGACAUUGUCGAGCUGAUCAAGAGGGCCAACGAGCUUGAUCUACAUCUGGAUGGAAGGCCACUCAGGACGGCCCGUCCGCAGGAUGUCCCCUCGUGGCCCGAUCGACUACCUAUCAAACAGAUGCUGUUUCGGAAGAUUUAUGAUGCAACAACCUUCUUCCGACGCGACGAUAUCAAAUUUGCGAUCAAGGUUGGAUUGGGCGCCAUGCUGUACGCAUUGCCGAGCUUCAUCCCCUCAACACGGCCAUUCUAUGCACACUGGCGAGGAGAAUGGGGAUUGCUUUCAUACAUGCUUGUCUGCAGCAUGACCAUUGGUGCAUCGAACACCACUGGCUACUCACGUGUACUGGGAACAUGCUUGGGGGCCGGACUUGCAGUGGCGGCGUGGGAGAUAUCCAACGAAAAUCCCUUCGUCCUGGCAUUUUUGGGAUUUUGCAUGGCAUAUUGGACAGCAUAUAUCAUCAUUGGCAAGGGAAAGGGACCCAUGGGGCGUUUCAUCAUGCUGACCUAUAACCUCAGCGCACUAUAUGCGUACAGCCUCAGUGCUCGUGAUGACGACGACGGAAGAGACGAAGAGGACCCAGGAAAGAAUCCUUUGAUUAUCCAAAUCGCUUGGCAUCGAGUGGCCGCUGUGAUUUCUGGCUGCAUUUGGGGCCUGCUCGUCACGCGUGCCAUCUGGCCUAUAUCUGCGCGGCAAAGGCUGAAAGACGGUCUUUCACUCCUCUGGCUUCGUAUGGGACUGAUCUGGAAAAGAGAUCCCCUGGCUACGUUGACCGACGGAAUUCAUUCGGAAAGAUACAUGAAUCUCCAGGAAGAGUUCCACCUGCAAAGAUUCCUGGCUAAGCUUCAGGGUCUUGCAGAGGCAUCAAAGAACGAAUUUGAGCUGAGAAGACCAUUUCCCCGUGCGACCUAUGCCCGGAUUCUUAAGAGCACAGAACAAAUGCUGGACGCCUUUCAUGCCAUGAAUGAAGUGAUUCGAAAAGAUCUCCAUACAUCGCCCGGGGAGGAGGCACUGCUCAAGGCCACGGUCAAUGAACGAGCCCAACUGUGUGGUCGAAUCAGCCACUUAUUCAGCGUUCUUGCAAGUUCGAUGAAGCUCGAAUAUUCAAUCGCCAUUGAUGCCUUGCCUAGUAUCGAACAUACCCGAGACCGACUGCUGGCAAAGAUCUUUGCAUAUCGGAGAAGCGAUGCCCAGGAUCAAAUGACCAGUGACGAAGAUUAUAGUCUGUUUUACACAUAUGCACUUGUCACUGGGCAAUUGAGCCAGGGAAUCCAGAAUGUGUUAAAGGAGGUGGAGAGUCUGUUCGGCGUUUUGGAUGAAGAAGCACUGAGACUUGAAUAA